UUUGGCAGGAGCCGGUCACUUUUUGCGCCGGUAACCAGGCGAGGCGCCUCAGUGCGCUCGGCGCGCCUGGGCAGAGAGGAGCGACGAGCUGGCGCCGGGGGUCCAGCCUCCCCAAGGCGCCGUCGAGACCAUGUUCCCGGGCUUGUACACGGCGCUGGCGGGUCUGCUGCUGCUGCCUCUGCUGGUGAACCUGGCAUGCCCUUACCUCUUCCAGGAUCUGGGCUUCUUCUUGCAGCUGGUGCGCGUGGCGCAAAGGUCUCGCCGCGCCGCCUCGCGCGUCCCUCCGCGGACGCUGGUGGAGGUGUUCAGGCAGCGGGCGCGCCAGGCUCCCCAAAAGCCCAUGCUGCUCUUCCGAGAAGAGGUGUACACCUACGAGCAGGUGGAGCGGCGGAGCAACCAGGUGGCCAGGGCGCUGAGGGAGCACGCAGGGCUGCGGCAGGGCGAUACCGUGGCUCUCUUCCUGGGCAACCAGCCCGCCUACGUGUGGCUGUGGCUGGGCUGCGCCAAGCUGGGCUGCGCCAUGGCCUGCCUCAACUGCAACAUCAGGGCCAGGUCCUUGGUGCAUUGCUUCCAGUGCAGCGGCGCCAAAGUGCUGCUGGCCGACCCAGAAUUAGCAUCAGCCAUUGAAGAAGUGCUUCCAGCCCUGAAGGAAGAGAAUGUGACUAUCUAUUACUUAAGCAGGACCUCCGAGACAGAGGGGAUCGACAGUUUCAUUGACAAAAUGGAUGCUGCUUCAGAUGAGCCUAUUCCAGUGUCUUGGAGAUCAAAUGUCACUUUUAAAAGUCCUGCCCUGUACAUAUAUACCUCUGGGACUACAGGUCUCCCAAAAGCUGCGUUGAUUACCCAUGAACGCACGUUAUUGGCCUGUGGUCUGAUCAUUGCCAGCGGUGUUACUUCAGCAGAUGUUAUCUAUACCGCUCUGCCACUCUAUCAUAGCGCCGCCCUUUUAAUUGGGGUACACGGCUGCAUCCUGCAAGGUGCUACUCUUGCAUUACGUUCAAAAUUUUCAGCUACCCAGUUUUGGGAUGACUGCAGAAAAUACAACGUAACUGUCAUACAGUACAUCGGAGAGGUGCUUCGCUAUUUAUGCAAUGUGCCCAAGAAAGACAACGAUCGCAACCAUAGGGUAAGAAUUGCCUUGGGUAAUGGCUUAAGGGCUGACGUUUGGAGGGAAUUCAUCCGGAGGUUUGGAAACAUACGCAUUUUUGAGUUUUACGCAGCCACGGAAGGCAAUGUAGGCUUUGUGAACUAUACUGGGAAAAUCGGAGCCGUGGGAAGAUUAAAUUAUUUGCAUAAGAAAAUAAUGCGCUAUGACCUGAUUAAAUAUGAUGUAGAGAAAGAUGAACCUUUCCGAAAUGAAGACGGCUACUGUAUAAAAGUUCCUAAAGGUGAAGUGGGACUGUUAGUUUGUAAAAUAACACGGUUUGCACCAUUUAGUGGAUAUGUGGGAGCCAAGAGCCAGACUGAAAAGAAAAAGCUGAGAGAUGUGUUCCAGAAAGGGGAUUUAUAUUUCAACAGUGGUGAUCUUUUAAUGAUUGACCAUAACAACUUCAUUUAUUUCCAUGACCGAGUUGGAGACACAUUCCGAUGGAAAGGAGAAAAUGUUGCUACAACUGAAGUUGCAGAUAUUCUGGGACUGAUCAACUUUAUUCAGGAGGCAAAUGUCUAUGGCGUGCCCAUUCCAGGUCACGAGGGCAGGAUAGGCAUGGCAUCCAUACGCCUAACAGACGGCUGUGAAUUUGAUGGGGGACAACUCUACAAACACGUUGUAGACUACCUGCCUGCUUAUGCAAGGCCUUGUUUUGUGAGGAUCCAGGAUGCCAUUGAGGUCACCGGAACAUUCAAACACCGGAAGGUGCAGUUAGCCCAAGAAGGAUUUGACCCAGCAGCUAUCAAAGACACCCUGUAUUUCUUGAAUGACAAAGAAAAGACAUACGUACCCCUAACGGAGGACAUUUAUAAUUCAAUAUGUAGCAACCAACUGAAACUAUAACACACCCAAAGCAGCUGGUUGGUGGUGUUUGUAAAAGCAAGAAUCAGUUUUUAUAUAAUGUUAGAAAGUUACCAAAAUUGAUUUGAAAGUGAUUGUGUGUUUGUAUCUAGAAUCUAGUGGGUGGUUCCCUAGACCAGAUGGCUGGGAGGUCUCCUGCUCUUGAUGGGGUUACACUUCCCCUGAAGGAGCUGGUUCACAGCUUGCGGGUGUUCCUGGAUCAUUUGCUGUCGCUCGAGGCUCAGGUGGCCUCAGUUGCCCAGAGUGCCUUCCCUCAGCUUCAGCCGGUAACCCAGCUACGCCCCUAUCUGGACAGGGAUAGCUUAACUUCUGUUGUCUAUGCUCUGGUAACUUCAAAGCUAGAUUACUGCAAUGCGUUAUACGUAAGGCUGCCUCUGAAGACGAUUCGGAAACUUCAGCUAGUGCAGAAUCCAGCGGGCAGGUUGCUCACUGGAGAAAGACGGUUUGUGCAUAUUACACCGAUCCUGGUCCGACUGCACUGGCUACCAAUUAGUUUCCGGGCCCCAUUCAAAGUGCUGGUUUUGAACUACAAAGCCUUAAACGGCUCAGGACCACAAUACCUCAAGGACUGCCUCUUUUCAUAUGAACCUACCCAGACCCUGAGAUCACCUUCUGAGGCCCUUCUUUAUGCGCCUGCUCCUUGAGAGGUGCAAAGGGUGGCAACACGAGAACAGGGCCUUCUCUGCAGUGGCUCCCCAUCUGUGGAAUGCUCUCCCCAGGGAAGUUCCCCUGGCACUUUCAUUUUAUACCUCUAGGCACCAGGCAAAAACGUUCCUUUUAAACCAGGCCUUUGGUUGACCUGAUUGACAUCCUAUACCCUUUUAAAAUGUAGCUUGGGGGGCAUGUUAUUGGGUAAUUCUUAUUUUGAUUUUAUAUAUUGUGAUCUUUUCUGUGAACCACCCUGAGAUCUGUGAGUAUAGGGCGGUAUAUUAAUUCAAAUAAAUAAAUAGAAUUUUAAAUGCUAUUACGUUCUUUGUUUAACAGAUAUUUUAGUGGUGAUGGUGAAGGUGUUUUACAACUCCGCCUUCACAGUUCUGGGCAGUAUGCUUCCGAAUGCCAGUUACUGGGAAUCACAAGGCGAGAGAGUCCUGUUGCACUCAGAUCCCAUUUGUGGGUUUCUUAUAAGUAUCUGGUUGGUCACUGUGAGAGGACCUGAGGUUCUCCUUUCUGUCAUAGGAGUUCCUGUAUUCUUGUUUUACAUACACAUUCCUUUUAUGAUACGAUAUCUUUAUUGUCAUUGUCCCAUACAGAACAAUGAAAUUAGAAAAUCUACAUAAGACAUUCAGAAACCCCUUAAAAACUCUGAAACCCCAUUUUAAAAUACAAUAUACUCCUAUAGAGACUCCUUAUACUGCGUUUAAAACCAGAAUUGCAUUUGGGUAGAAACUGUUUCUCAGACGGCUAGUCCUAGUCUUCAUAACCCUGUACCUUCUUCCAGAAGGCAGAAGCUGAAAGAGAUCAUUUCCGGGGUGCGCACUAUCCUGCGCUAUCUCUGCAGCUUUCUUAUGGCACCUGGAAGCAUAGAUUUGAUCUAAGGUGGGAAGAGUGCACCCAAUUAUUCUCUCCACAGUCUUUACAACCUUGGACAGCAUUGUUUUUUCCCUGGCCGUGCAGCUCCCAAACCACACACACAGACCAUAAGUUAAUACACUCUCCACAGUACAAUGGUAAAAUGCCAUCAACAGGUCCUUUGAGAGAUUGUUUUUCCGGAGGAUUCUCAGAAAAUAUAACCUCUGCUAUGCUCUCUUCAUCAGGUCUUUGCUGUUUUUUAAAUUUAGCACUAAAAUCUGCAUGAUCUGCAUACGAGUUCCUGCCAUAUGGUUUAUUGAGUACUUGUUAUGUACUGAGUUGAAUAGGAUCCAAAAUGCAGCAGUUUGAUUGGUCCUAGAACAAUAGGAUCCAAAAUGCAGCAGUCUGAUUGGUCCCAGAACAAUAGGAUUCAGAAUGCAGCAGUCUGAUUGGUCCUAGAACAAUGCAGCAGGAUGAUUGGUCUGCAGGAGCCACCCAAUCCAGCUCCAGAUGGAAGUGAAUCCACAACCCGAUUGGCCUACAGGAGAAUUCCGGAAUUAGCCAGUCACGUGCAGCCCAUUGUGUAAAUAAUGUAUAUAAAGCAGAUACUUUGAGGGGACUUUCAUUCCUCCUCACCACUAUGAGCUGAAUAAAGAGCAUGAAAUCCA
Messenger RNA from Podarcis raffonei (Aeolian wall lizard), 4188 nucleotides. It is a transcript of the gene SLC27A2, whose product is annotated as solute carrier family 27 member 2. NCBI's taxonomy places the organism in Eukaryota, Metazoa, Chordata, Lepidosauria, Squamata, Lacertidae. Gene Ontology annotation, molecular function: long-chain fatty acid transmembrane transporter activity; long-chain fatty acid-CoA ligase activity. Gene Ontology annotation, cellular component: endoplasmic reticulum. The coding region runs from base 131 to 1993 and encodes 620 amino acids. The transcript is spliced from 10 exons. The record is from RefSeq and is a predicted model, not a curated record.